AUGCCCCACGUCCUAUUCCGGUGCGUCACUGCUCUUACAUCGACAGCUUCACUUUCUCUUAUACACUCGGCAGCCACCGCUUUCUGCCGAGUCUGGCCUCGCAAGUGCAUCUGCCGACCCGAAGCACGGCAGAAAUCUCGAGGCACAAACAUUGGCCGUCGCGAGGCCAUGAAGCGCUUCACAGGUCCUGCGCUCCAGUGCCGGCCUGGCGCGAGGGUCAGCCGAGGUGCGUCAUCGCUGACAUGGGCGCCUUUGCGAUGCUGCGCGCCGGUAUCCGGGAGAUUCGAAUGCGCGGGCGAUCCUGCGCGGACGGCGCGGCGAUGGAAUUCGAGCCUGCCCAAGCGGCCGCGAACAGCUAUUUUCUUCCCUGGUCAGGGAGUGCAAAAGGUCGGCAUGCUGUCGCCCUGGCUGGAGGCAUUCCCGUCGACAGCUUCGCAGAUCAUUGAUGAGAUUGACCAUUGCGCGGGAUUCAAGAUCUCCGACAUUAUACAGAAUGGCCCGUCCAAAGACCUGACAAAGACAACAAUAGCGCAGCCGGCGAUCAUGGCCACGUCCAUAUUCAUAUUACGCAUUCUCGAGCGCGAAUUCAACUUUCGAGUCGCAGAUCACUUCGAUUUCACGCUGGGCCACUCGCUGGGAGAAUUCACCGCUCUGGUUGCCGGGGGGUACAUUACGUUUGAGGACAGCUAUUAUUUGGUGCAGCGACGAGCCGCGGCCAUGUCGGAAGCGACACAAAAGGCGAUUCAGGAAUACGGAGGAGAGUACGGCAUGGUGGCGGUGAUUACGGAACCGGAAUACUUGCAGGGCUUGAUCAAGGCGAUUCGGGAUUUCGUGGGGCACUCGAGCGAUGGGAGCAAGUCGGAGAGCAGUCAGGACGUGCCGCCGAUCCAGCAGGUGUUGAUCGCAAACAUCAACAGCAAGAACCAGAUUGUCUUGAGCGGGAGCAUGGAGAGAAUCAAGACGCUCAUCGCGCAUGUCCGGCAGUUUCUGGGCCAUGACCCGCGAGCGGUGCGACUGCAUAGCGACAGCCCGUUCCACAGCCCCAUCAUGAAGCCUGCGGUUACGGUCAUGAAGAAUCUAUUGGCGAAGAAGAGUCGGGUUCCUGGCCGAGAGAAGGAAGACAUCAUCACCUUCCCAGGCCUGAUGCCCUGCAUAAGCAACGUCUCAGCCAGGCCGUUUCAGAGCAAAGAGCAGUUAAAGGACUUAUUAGCGAGAGGAUGCCUUGAGACGGUCCGAUGGUGGGCAGCCAUCAAGUAUCUCGACCAGGAAGAAAAGGUCAGACGGUGGGUUGGCAUCGGUCCAGGCAAGGUUGGCAGAAACUUGGUGGGCAAAGAGGUGGGCAUGAGAGGGAAGGACUUGGUCAAGGGAGGAGGCGUUUGGGCGAUUACAGAUCCGUACGAGGUGGAGGAGGUGUUGCGAGGGUUGGAAGAGACGUCAAAUAUAUUAGAAGAUGCAGAGGAGGAAGAAGAAUGA
This is a messenger RNA of Trichoderma gamsii, 1473 nucleotides long. Its product is annotated as (acyl-carrier-protein) S-malonyltransferase. The record is from RefSeq and is a predicted model, not a curated record. The transcript has 2 exons. Bases 1 to 1473 code for a protein of 490 amino acids. Gene Ontology annotation, biological process: fatty acid biosynthetic process. Gene Ontology annotation, cellular component: mitochondrion. Gene Ontology annotation, molecular function: [acyl-carrier-protein] S-malonyltransferase activity. Lineage: Eukaryota; Fungi; Ascomycota; Sordariomycetes; Hypocreales; Hypocreaceae.